Solanum verrucosum is the source of this 637-nucleotide messenger RNA. Its product is annotated as protein LURP-one-related 6. Bases 20 to 637 code for a protein of 205 amino acids. The transcript has 3 exons. The record is from RefSeq and is a predicted model, not a curated record. NCBI's taxonomy places the organism in Eukaryota, Viridiplantae, Streptophyta, Magnoliopsida, Solanales, Solanaceae.
CAAAAAAAAAGUCUCCAAAAUGGCUGUUGUUGUUAGUAAGGUAUUUUGUUCACAUUCUGAGGUUGUUCUUGUAGUAAGAAGUCGUCCACAUGUUGUAAAUGGUGGUGGAUUUAUAGUCACAAAUAAUUGUACACAAAAUGUUGUUUUCAAAGUUGAUGGAUGUGGAAUUCUUGGUAAAAAAGAUGAAGUUAUUCUAAGAGAUAGUGAUGGACAUGAUUUGCUUCUUAUUAGGAAAAAGGGAGGAGUAAUUGAAGCACUAAGCAUGCAAAAGAAAUGGAAGGGGUAUAGUAAAGAUUUUGAAGGUUCUGAAAAGUUGGUAUUUUGCUUGAAAGAGCCCAAUAAUUCUUGUUUCUUCAAGAAAAUGCCAAUCAAGAUUUCAAUUGAAUCAAAUGACUACAAAAAUCACAAGAAUUUUCAAAUUGCUGGUUUUUUCCCUGAUAGAGCUUGUAGCAUUAUUGACUCCAAUGGCAAUGUAGUUGCAAAGUCUAUGCAGGUUGGAGCUAGGAAAGAGUUACAACAAGUGAUGCCAAACAAAGAUGUGUACACAUUGACUAUUAAGGCAGGAAUAGAUCAAGCCUUUGUUGUUGGAGUGAUUGCAAUUCUUGAUUACAUAUAUGAAGGAUCUACAAGAUGCUAA